Messenger RNA from Nilaparvata lugens (brown planthopper), 7014 nucleotides. Its product is annotated as transcription initiation factor TFIID subunit 1. The transcript is spliced from 8 exons. NCBI's taxonomy places the organism in Eukaryota, Metazoa, Arthropoda, Insecta, Hemiptera, Delphacidae. Gene Ontology annotation, molecular function: calcium channel regulator activity; GTPase activity; GTP binding. Gene Ontology annotation, cellular component: plasma membrane. The record is from RefSeq and is a predicted model, not a curated record.
GUAACCAGGCAGACACGAGGAUUUCCACAUCAAAUCUUCCCUAGCAGCGCACUACCACCAUAUGCAACUCAGAUUUUCCGAGUGAAUUGUGGACGACGGUGUACGUGGCAUUUUGCCGACGUUUGUAAUCAUCGAUUCCAUCCAGGAGGUCCAAUAUCAUCCAUUACCUCGACUUCCCGUCUCCUAAUUGGGGAAUCUGUUCGCAUAUCCUCUAUAUCGACAAUAACCCUGAUAUAGAGAAUACUUGGUUCUGGAAGCAUACAUCAACAACACUCUUUGUACGCUUAUCGAUACCCAGAAGUAGUUUCCUUAAAGAGUUUUAUACUGCAAUAGCUGCAAUAGUUUUUGUAAGAGAUCAUAGAUCAGAAGAUAUUCACUCCAUUCAGAAAGGAGUGGAAACGACUAUCGAUAUCUCCAACGAAGACUAAACACGCUUGAUUAAUUAUUUUACUUAUUUUUCUAUCUCUCCAACCACAGACAAUCAUAACAGAUCCCUCAGGUUCUCUUACACUCCUACAAUUACGAAUUUCUCAGGAUUUUGAAUACAUCCUUAGAACCAAGGAAUUCUAAAUAAUUAUUCUCUUAUCAACAAACAGGGUUUUUUCAGAAAGUAUUUAUAAUAUCCUUGGAAACCUUUCCAUUGAUCUAAUAACAAACUUUGUGAGAGCUAUCGGCUCUAGUUGAUUACGUCAAUAGUUGAAUUUAGGAAAGCGCGAGCUUUCCUGUUUUCAUUGUAGGAAGUCUAGAAAGGCCUAACCAUGAAGAGAAUAAUUAUCUCGGUGCCCAAGAGCCGCCAGCACGAUCAUAGGGAUAGGGAUCAUAGGGAUAGGGAUCAUAGGGAUAGGGAUCAUAGGGAUAGGGAUCAUAGGGAUAGGGAUCAUAGGGAUAGGGAUCAUAGGGCGGAGAUGCCGAUGUCAUAUAGCCCUGCUGGGCACGGCACCCCCAAGUCCCGUGCCUCAUCUUCCCCCCGGUCCUAUCAUGCCCCACCCUCACCCCGGUCCCAUCAUGCCCCACCCUCACCCCGGUCCCAUCAUGCCCCAUCUUCACCCCGGUCCCAUCAUGCCCCAUCUUCCCCCCGGUCCUAUCAUGCCCCAUCCUCACCCCGUGGGGGAUCCUCUGCCUCGUCAAACUACCCCCCCACCUCGCCGUCAACUCGCAGCAGAUCGAGCCGCCGCUGGAGCAGCCAAGCCUCCUCCCCUUCUAGCAGCUCUGGUGCCCAAUACUUCAAAUUCCCCCCUUCUUCUUCUUCGAUGACUCCAUCUAGCACCUUCCAAUCGGACAUGUCCAGGCGGCGCUCAGCCUCUGAUCUGUUAGCUGAGGAUGAGAGGGAAACCCUCACCACCUGCACUGGCACCGACAUCGAAACCCAAGCAACUUACUUGUCAAGACCUUCAUCUCCUGCUAGAGGUCUCGCUUUCUUGGCAUCGUGACGCAACUCUUCCGCCAAUGUGUCCAAUGAAGAUCUGGCUCCCCUGCAGAACUUUCAGAACACUUCAAGAGGCCAACAGAGAAGGACAUCCAAUUUCCUGGAGCUGCCUGUUGUGGGUCAUCAUUCGAGGCCCCGUGUAUGCUCUCUGCCAGAGAAGUCCUACAAUCCAAGGGGUUCUGGCGAUGAACUGUACCGUUUGAGAACCUUCUCCAUCACCAACAAGGGAGUUGUCAACAACGGUGACAGCAUUAUAAAUAGACGCUCUCGCUCUAACACGUCGGUCAAUUCUACUGUUAGCCGACACAGCAAUCAUAGCAACGCGAGUCCGUUUGAUAGAUCUUGCUGCGGAUCUGUGAAUAAUAUAUCCACUCGAACUGGCAGUGUGGAUGAUGUUUCGCUGUAUAGAGUGGUCUUGAUGGGAGAAGCUGGUGUUGGAAAAACUGCUUUGGUAUCGCAGUUCAUGACAUCUGAGUACAUGAAUACUUAUGAUGCUUCUUUGGAUGACGAGUUUGGUGAAAAAUCUGUCUCUAUAUUGCUGGAUGGAGAAGAGUCCGAAAUGGUUUUCAUCGAUCAUCCUGCUACCGAGAUGUCGGUUGAGAACUCUUUAUCAACUUAUGAGCCUCACGCAUGUGUGGUGGUUUAUUCAGUGGUGAACAGACCAUCUUUCAAAAUCGCUGAAGAGAUUCUCAACUAUCUGUGGAGAGAAAACUUUACUCAGGACAAGUCAGUCAUUCUUGUGGGCAACAAAGCUGACCUGGCUAGAGCCAGACAGAUUUCAAGCAAUGAAGGGAAACAUCUGGCGGCUUCGCGUGACUGCAAGUUCAUAGAGACAUCUUCUGGGAUUCAGCACAAUGUCGAUGAGCUGCUUGUGGGCAUUCUGAAGCAGAUUCGUCUGCGCGAAUUGCGUGAACUGAAACGCCAGAAGCAGAACCGUCCGAACAACGGCUCACGAACAUCGCUGUCUCUGAGCAUUGCCAAAGAAAUCCUGCACAAGAUGUGUCUCAUCGACAACAAGUCAAAGUCUUGCGAGAAUCUGCACGUUCUCUAGACUGUUUCCAGACUUAUCAAAGCUCUUCUAUGUCAAGACUUUUUAGUCUUUCGUAUAGGAGGGCAGCAGCAAUCUUCCAUUCUUCUACAGGGAAACUACUUAAGCUUUCACUAGUAUAUCACUGGAUAUGAACUUCAUUGAUGUCCUCAUCUUCUGCUUGAAGAAAUCUAUCAAUGAAUUACCUGCUCAAUUCUUGAUAUUCUUUACUUCUAAGUAUAAUCUUACAUAAAAUGCCAAAAUUUCAUAGAUAGUCUUUUUUAUCUAGUGUUAGAUCGAACAGCCUAUUGUUCAGAGCUUUCAUACUGACCUAUUAAUUAUACAGUAGAGUGGAUAGAGUAAGGAUAUAAUCUGUCAAAAUAUCAAGAAAAAGAUUGAUCAAAAUUUUAUAAAAUAUAUCUUUGUUUAGUUACCUGUGUAUUUUCGAAUAAACUUCAUUCAAUGGGGGAGGUAUUAGUGGAACAUCUUGCAAAUGAAUUGAUUAAUUUAUACUCUACUGAACAAAACAAUCAAAAGCUCCAAAAAUCAUGAUCUAUCACUUUUCUAAUAGAGAUACUGUAUAUUGUAUACAAAGGGAAAAAUUUGGAAUAGAGGUUCCUGUUUCCAGAAUAAUAACGACUAUCGAAUUCUUGGUCUAAGCAUGUUUAAUACCUAUAAAUCAUACAAGUUUGAUUUAUUUAGUUCAUAUCUACUGAAUGACACAUGACAGUUCUGUUGAAGAACUCAUAGAAUAGAUUACAUAAAUUAUUACAAACUAUAUAAAAAAUUUCAUGUUUCGUAAUAACAUGUUCAGUUUGUCUGACACUUAUUAAAAAACGCACACAUGAACUUCCAAACUCACAACAGAUGGAAGUUACAGAAUGUAUGUUCAAAAAGUUUAAUAACUCCUAUAUUGUCUUGGGGACAGCAAUCAGUGAGCUCAAGGUUUUAACCAACCUCAGAAUUCAAAUUUCUAAAGAACAGUUGAGAAUACUCAAAAUCGAAUCAGAACAAGAAACCCCUUCAUUCAUACAUGAGUAAACGGUAAACAUCGUGCUUGUUUGCAAUUAUUCAAACUAUAAAUAUCAAGCUUAUUGUACAUUCAAUUACUCUGCAACGACACAUAUCAAUUACACGACCUGUAAUUGAAUUUCUUCACUCUGUAACUGCAUGAGCUAAGAAAAAUAACCAUUAUUCAAGAGUUGAGCAGUAUAAAAAAUGGUUAUUACUACUUUAUAGCUGCAUGUGGGUAAAAUUAUUUCCCAACUGAUCCUAUCUAUUCUUAAUAUGCUGAGAAGAGCUCCUGUACUCUUUUCUAUAUAACUUUUCAACUACUGCUUGUAACGAAUACAAGUAUGCCAUGUGUAUUGAAGUAGCAUCAAGCUUCAGUCCAUGAUUACUCAUUCACAAGAAUGAGCACUCAUUCCAUGAGAACACAUUUAUGAACAACACAAAAACAACACAAAUGUGUUCCAUCCUCACAUCAUAACUUCAUACGGUACAUCAUUGUCAUGUUUACUAAAUGCUUAUAAUUGGUGUUACUGUCUGAUCCAUGUUAUUCGGUGUCUACUCUGUAUAUGAUCAUUAAAUAUAAUAGAUUGAUAUUGUCGAUGGUUUAAGAAUAAAUAUAUGUCAGUAGCUUUAAGAAAUCUACAUAUAACCUUGUAUCUUUCCACUCUUUUUCAUUGUAUCGUAUGGUGCUAUGAAACUAUCAACAGUAUUUCCCUCUUGGCUGUCAUGUUAUUGUGAUCAUAUAAUAUUCUAGCUUCAAAAUGGUCUACAAGGCCAUCUUAUGGAGCGAAAAAUAGUUAUAAUAUAAUAUAGAGAUAAGUAUAUUUUUAGAGUUUAAGAACUCAUUGAACUCAUCACAUUCAAAACUAUAUCGAAUGUUUAUCAAUAUUUAUAAAUAUUUAUAUUUGUUUAUAAUUAUUAGAAGUUCUAUUUUCCAAGCAUGUUUCGUUGUUGUAAUAAAUCCAGUAUCGCAUUUAUCUAUUGUUAUAAAUUCAUCUACGAAUGCGGAAUAAACGGAAUAUAUAGUUUAUUAUUCAUGAAAAUUGUUAUAAAUCACUAUUUAUGAUGAACGGUAGUUGAAAUUUAUAUUUUCAUAAUUGAGCUACUAUUUUUGCAUGACCAUAAUGCCUACUUUACUCAUACUUGAGAAAUUCUAUAUUAAUUAUUGAAUAAAGUUAAUGAAGUUGAGGAACUAGAGUGUAAGAGUGAAUUAUAUGGAUUGAAAUAAUGUAGGUGCGAUUUUGGUAGGGGGUAGGGAGUGGUGCUACGAUUGAAUAGGCUAUAAUAUACUAGAAAGUUUUCUAUAAAAAAUAUAUAACUUAAUUGACAAACCGUCAAUUUUUAUGAAAAAACAACGUGAAAUUAUCCAUCAUUCAACAAAUUUUAGUUUUUUAUCUAUAUUUAUUUCUCUACUAAAUUAAUUUUGAAUAAAAAAGGAAAUGUAUUGAAAUGAGGUUUUAGUUGUUCGAUAUUGCAACCUUACCGGUACUAAUUUACUCCUAAUUUCCACUAUCAGGUCAUCAUCAUUUUCAUCUUCAUCUUCAUCUUCAUCUUCAUCUUCAUCAGAGAUGUAUUAUAUGUUCGAUGGAUGUUAGAGAUAAGUAAGUGUAUACCCUAUUAUAAGAUGACUGUCAAUGUAAUAAUAUAACUUUUUGCAUCGGUAUACUAAUGUUGCUGCUUUUCGAUGUCAAACAAUAAAAUGAAUGUAUAUUGCAUUUGAAUAGCUGUCAGUCAACCUUUAUUGUUCAAUAGUAACUUCAGAGACUGUAUUGACGAGCUAUCCUUAUUUGUGAGCAUGAAUGAUGUUGAAUGAAAUUUUGAUUAUUUAUAUUUUAUUUACUUGCAUUUACUACUCAAUGUCUUUUUGGCUGUGAAAUAUUAGUGGUAGUGGUAGUAGUAGUAGUAGUAGUAGUAGUAGUAGUAGUAGUAGUAUAGUAGUAGUAAUAGUAGUAGUAGUAUUAGUAAUAGUAGUAGUAGUAUUAGUAAUACUAAAAAUAACUAUAUAUAGUAGUAGUAAUGGUAGUAGUAGAAGAAAUAGUAGUAGUAGUAGUAGUAGUAGUAGUAGUAGUAGUAGUAGUAGUAGUAGUAGUAGUAGUAGUAGUAGUAGUAGUAGUAAUAGUAGUAGUAGUAGUAGUAAUAACCAUAUAUAGUAGUGUAUAGUAUUAGUAGUAGUAGUUGUAGUUGUAGAAUCUAGCUUAGUAUAUUGUUGUGGCAGUGUCAAAACUCUAAAUCAUUUUAAAAGUAUGAAUGUUGCUGUAAUAGGUGUUUUUGAUAUAAGUCAACAAUGGAUGUCUUCUUUUUUGCUGAUAAAACUAAGUAGUAUAACAAGCACUUAUUAUUUACCAUGAUUAUUGUGAAUAAAAAGUUCAACUCAUUGAGAAAUACUCUGAGGAGGGGAAAAGCAAGCGUUAUAUCAUAUAUUAUUAUUAUAUUUUAAAGUGUGUACAGUAGGCUUAUUAGAGUUAGUUGCUAAGAAGUCAAAUGCUCUUCAUUGAAUGAACAUGUGUUUCAAGAAAAUGUAUAGGCUAAGCAUUCAGCAUCACAAAACCAUUCAUAUAAAUGUCAUUAGUAUCAAAUGUUAAACUUACAAUGUUUAACCGAUCACUAGUAUCAUGAGCAUAUUAUUGUCGUCCAUGCAUGAACAAUAAACUAAUAUCAUCGAAUAUAAGAAACUUAUGAAAAUAAUUCUUGAAUCAGUUAUUUUCAUAAGAAAUUUAAGAUCAUCUGACAAGGAGUCAGAAGAGAACCUUCUAUCAUAGUAAAUUUAAGGAAUGGUACAAUUGCUUAAAUUUCCGUAGGAAUAGAGAAAAGGCUAAGAUGAUCAUUAGGUUUGUGAGAUUGCAUUGAAUCAGUUGAAGUUUCAUGUUACCCAAGUUGAAUUCAAUGAAAAUGAAAGAAUAAACAAGUAGAUAACUUUGAAAAAAUUGUGUAACAGAAGACUGUAAGAUUGAAAUAAGGAUAUGAGGCCUAUUGUACUGUAGCCUAUAGUUUUGAGAAAAACUGAAGGGUACUGACCAAUUUCUAUCUCACAUAUGAAUCAUAAGUCAAUGAAUUUCAAAUAUUAGAAUCAGUUGAAAUUAUCGGAUGAAUGAAUCAGUUACGGGCCUAAGUCUGGUAAAAAUAAGCGUACCACUGUCUUCAUGAUGAACUUAUCAUGAAAACUUAUUGUACCUAUCCUAACUCCGCCUAAUAAUUAAGUAUAUAUGUUUGUUUUAAUUGAUUUUGAAUUUUCGAAGAAAGCGUAACAUAAUCUAAAAUUGACUGUUUUUAUAGAGCUAUCACAUAUUUUAAUAUAUUAAAUGGUUAUAUAGUUCUUAUGUGUAUAAUAUUAGAAAUAGAUAGUGUAGGGUAUGAUUGUUUGUCUACAUCAUCUUCACAAACUCAUGAUAAGUUUUUAGCUUAACUAGCUAAACUGCUUCUUGAUCCCAACUCAAUUCUUACAAUAUGGUGUGUUCCUCUUCAAGUACUUUGCAUGUGGUACUAAACCGUGCAGUAGACUACUCAACUUGUACUUACUUUUAAGAUUUAUUAAAGCCUGUUCAAAUUUCAA